AUUAGUAACCUGGCGAAAACUCCAUAUAAACAUAAGAGAAUAAUCAUGAAUUUUGAAAAGAUACAAAAGGCAAAAUCUAAAGAAAAAUAAACGGAUAGCAGAAAAUAUCAAGAGCGAGAGAAACAGUUCCAAAUAACUCAGGAAACAAAUUCUUCCUUGUCCUUGCUCAAUCUCUAAAACAAAAGAAGAGGAAAAAAAUGAAAAAUGCAUACCAAACGCAUGCUGGAAUGUCUAUCGACGCAAGCAAUAUGAGAAAAUCAACUAAGACUUUCUACGAAGAUCUAAAUUCCAACACUCAGUCAUUGAAAGAAAGACUGAAUUCGAGUUUUUAUAGCUCUAAAUACCAGAGAUAAAAGCCCAACAAAUCUCAAGCAUGAAGAGAAAUAUAGAACUAUGCUGCAAAUAAAAAUCAAUAUCUAUCAGAAGUUCUGAUAAGAAGAAGUACACAGGUUUCAAGAUGAAGCUUGCUAAGAGAAAGAUAGCACCUUCCAAGAAGUUUAUCCUCUGCCAGGAUCUGAUUGAUGUUGAGACUCCCAAGCUAAAAACUGGGAUGAAAUCUCUUAAGAAACAGAAGGAACCUAAAAUCAAGGAAACCGAACCAAAAGAAAAUAAUCCGAAAGAGUCUCCCAAAGAAAAUAAUGGAGACUCAAAUACUGAAGAUGUCCAGGACAGUACAAUUGUGAGAGUCCUUUCAGUAAAGUCCAUAGAUGCCAGUGAGACAAAAGAAAGCGAUAAGAAAGAAGGUCUUAACAAUUCACAGAAUACUGUUCAUCUACGAAAUAAUUUUUCUAAAACCAAAUUUGGAUGCAACACAAUAAAUAUUAAACCAAGAAGUGGGACUUUCGAUAAAGAUUCAAAGAAAGAAUCCUCAAGUGGCUUUCUUAGAGAGAAAUAGAAGAUCCAAAUGGAGAUAUAGUCAUAAAAAUAUUCCCCAGCAAGUUGUCACUCUGUUUGGAGGGGUUGGAGGUCAGAAAGAAUUUAUUAUCAAAGAUCAACUAGAAAAGAGCACAAUGAAGCGUUUAAAGCAUCAUAAAGUUUCUAUAAAUCGACCUUUCCAGUCGAUUCCAACUCGAAAAUUAUUCCCAGAGAACUAUGAUAAAAUAUUAACCCUAGACCAGGAUAAUUAUUUUAAUUCAGUAUACGGAAUAGAAGCAUCUCUCAAAGAAAGAUCUGUACAAGAAGAAUUUUCAUUAAGAACCUCAAGCAGACAAAGGCCUAAAACAACCAAUCAUAACCUAGAUUUUUCAAAUGUGCCUCCUGAACUACUCAGGAAAAGACAUCGACACUAUUAAAUC
This is a messenger RNA of Moneuplotes crassus, 1295 nucleotides long. The record is from the annotation of a GenBank genome assembly. NCBI's taxonomy places the organism in Eukaryota, Ciliophora, Spirotrichea, Euplotida, Euplotidae.